This is a messenger RNA of Austrofundulus limnaeus, 4517 nucleotides long. It is a transcript of the gene garnl3, whose product is annotated as GTPase activating Rap/RanGAP domain like 3. The record is from RefSeq and is a predicted model, not a curated record. Gene Ontology annotation, molecular function: GTPase activator activity. Gene Ontology annotation, biological process: regulation of small GTPase mediated signal transduction. Lineage: Eukaryota; Metazoa; Chordata; Actinopteri; Cyprinodontiformes; Rivulidae.
AUCUCUGUCUCUCCUCCUCUGGGCUCGGGCUCAUGAAGUCACUGGCCAGCAGCCAGCCACUCAGUGUCGGGCUGAAGCUGAAGGAGCACCGUUCUGUGUGAGCUCCACAGAUCAGGAGAGUCCUGGCGCAGUCCGCUCCGAGCGGGGACAGCUGCAGCAGGGGACCGGAUGGAAGUACCACCAUCCUGAGGACAUGCUCCUGUAAACACACUCUGCUGGGUUUUCUUUUUUGCCUGAAGCGGACAAGUUCACUUUCCUCCCUCCUUUCAGGUGAAGAUCUUUUUUAUUUAUAUCUAUUUUUUUUGUCCUUGAAAAGAAGAAAACGCUGCUGUUUUUGCUCGCCACCCCGGCCGUCCAGCACCCAUGAAUUCGGAUAAAAAUGUGUACCUCGGCAGGGACAAAGGCAUCAUGCGGAAGAGAGCUCUGCUCCUUCGGAAGGGUUGCAGCUUCGAGAUUACCAGCUCCGCCUCGGAGGACCUGGGCUGCAGGCGUGGAGACUUCAGCAGGAAACACUAUGGUUCUGUUGAGCUGCUGAUUUCCAGUGAUGCAGAUGGGGCCAUUCACAGAGCGGGACGCUUCAGGGUGGAGAACGGCUCUUUGGAUGAGACCUCAGACUACACUCCAGGAACAUGGAGGAGAACGGAUGUCCAUCUGGAAAAUCCAGAGUACCACACCAGAUGGUACUUUAAAUACUUCUUGGGAAAAGUCCACCAGAACUAUGUGGGUACAGAUGCAGAAAAAAACCCUUUUUUCCUGUCGGUCGUGCUCUCAGACCAGAACAACCAGCGGGUUCCUCAGUACAGGGCCAUCCUCUGGAGGAAGUCGGGCACUUUGAAGAUCAGCCUUCCCUACAGCCCAACCAAAACACUAUCAGUCAAGUCCAUCCUCAGUGCGAUGAACAUGGACCGGUUUGAGAAAGGCCCCAGGGAGAUCCUCAAUCCAGACAUUCAGAAGGACCUGCUGGUGUUGGAAGAACAGGAGGGUUCUGUCAACUUUAAAUUUGGCGUGCUGUUUGCCAAAGACGGGCAGCUCACAGAUGAUGAAAUGUUCAGCAAUGAGACGGGGAGUGAGAGCUUUGACAAGUUUCUCACUCUGCUGGGUGACACCGUCACACUGCAGGGAUGGGCAGGUUAUCGUGGUGGACUAGACACCAAGAACGACACUACAGGAAUUGAGUCCAUCUACACGGUGUAUCAAGGCCAUGAGCUCAUGUUCCAUGUGUCCACCAUGUUACCUUACUCUAAAGACAACAAACAGCAGGUGGAGAGAAAGAGGCACAUUGGAAAUGACAUUGUUACCAUAGUGUUUCAGGAAGGAGACGAGGCGUCAUCGUCCUUUAAACCGUCUAUGAUUCGAUCACACUUCACGCAUAUUUUUGCAUUAGUUAGGUACAACAGCCAGAAUGAUAGUUACAGGUUGAAGAUAUUUUCGGAGGAAAGCGUCCCGCUGUUCGGACCCCCUCUCCCAAUUCCGUCUGUAUUUACUGAUCACCAAGAAUUCAGGGACUUUUUAUUAGUCAAAUUAAUCAAUGGAGAAAAAGCCACACUGGAGACGCCUACAUUUGCCCAGAAACGCCAGAGGACCCUCGACAUGUUGAUCCGCUCGCUUUACCAAGAUCUCACGCCUGACCUGUACAAGGUUCCUUUUUCUCCCCAGAACAUGUUAAACCGGCGGUCCUUCAGCGACGUGCUGCCUGAGUCCCCAAAGUCUGCGCGGAAGAAGGAGGAGGCGCGGCAGGCUGAGUUUGUCAGAAUAGGGCAGGCUCUGAAGCUGAAGACCAUCGUUAGAGGAGACGCACCAACAAGCCUUGUUACCACUGGCCUGUGCAGAAAAGAGCCGUGGGAGUCCCAGUCAUUCUGUAGCACAUUCCCGUAUGAGAUUGUGUGCUCUGACUCGUGGGGUCAGUCUCUGCUGGUAGCCACAGACACAGCAGGGGUCAUGCUGUUGGAUGGCCCUGAUCCGACGUUGACCAAUGGUGAGACACAGACUCUCCCUCCAGUGCAGGUGUUUGAUAAAAGCAUAGCCGUGAAGCAGAUGCACAUUCUAGAGCCUCAGGACCUACUGAUCACCCGAGCUGACAAAGGAAAGGAUGCUCGGCUUUACGUGUUCAGACUCAGCGCCAUGAAGAGGUGCCUGGAGGAAAGGCAGCUUGUCAGAAGCAAGUGCGACUGCAGGGAGAAUAAACUGGAGAAAACUAAAGGUUGUCAUUUGUACUCUAUCAACACCCACCACGGCUCGGAGCUAAGAAUAGUAGCGGCCAUCAGGACCAAACUCCUCCUAAUAACCAGGAAACAUCCUGGUUUCAGUGCUGUUGCCUCGCGAGCUGACUCUCCUGUCGAGGAAUUUCAGUACAUACGGGAGAUCUGUCUGUGCGACCUGCCCGUGGUGAUGGCCCUGGUGGACGGUCCAACGGGGGAAAAUGACAACAUGAUCUGCGUGGCCUACAAACAUCAGUUUGACCUGAUCAACGAGAGCACCGGGGACGCCUAUCGGCUCCACCACGUAGACGCCAACAGGGUAAACUUUGUAGCAGCCAUCGAUGUUUAUGAAGACGGUGAGGCAGGUCUGCUGUUAUGCUACAACUAUAUUUGUUACUACAAGAAAGUUUGCCCGUUCAACGGCUCCACACCGAUGAUCCAGUCCAACACCUCGGAUUUCCACUUCAGCUGGAACCAGAUGCCAAAUGCUAUCGUCGGACAUCUAUUUUGUCUCGUCGGCGCCGGUGAGCUCAGCCUCCAACUGCAGUUCAAGAGACACCAGCUCCCAGAGCUCCCCGCAGACACCCACAGGCUAUGAGAUGCCCGUGUUUCCUUCACCGCUUGGAGAUGAUUCUAUACGGAUCCCCUAUGGUACCAAGCUUUCCCUGUACAUGUCUAAGGAUGCUGAAGGCGAAGCAACGUGUAAGCACAUCUUCAAGAUUCCUUUGUGUAACUUGGUGGGCCGCAGCAUCGAAAGACCCCUGAAGUCCCCCCUGGUCAACAAGGUGCUGGCGGCGCCAGCCCCCGCCAUGAUCGCGCCGACCCCGCUCAUCUCGGCCACGCACUCGCUGUCCUUGUCCCGCAUGGAGAUUAAAGAGAUCGCCAGCCGCACGCGGAAGGAGCUGCUCGGCUUGACGGAGGAGCCGAGCGGGAAAUCGGACAGUGGAUCGGUCAAACAGAGGAAGAUGAGCAAGAAGAACACUGAAGAGGAGCCCAAAGCGCGGCCGCUGACGUCAACAAACAGUGACAGCAGGUUACCGUCGGAGUCAGGUGAAUCCGAGCUGGACGUCCAGCUGCACUGCUCACCCAGUUUGGAGCUGGAGUCGGAGGCGGUGGCGGCGGCACUGCAGACGGAGAGUCCACCUCUUGCCAGUGUGUUCGCGAUCUCCACAUCCUUCGAAAAUGAUGUCCUGGACCUAAAGUGAAGACAAUCCUGUUGUGCACUUCUCUGCUCACUCGCUCCCAUGCUGUCACUCUUUUUUUUUUUUAAUUUGUUAGAUUUUUUUAAAGAUUUUUAUUUUCUUUUUUUUACCCGGGUCUUUUCAGUCUUCGGACAGGCUCACCAUCAGGGUGGGAGAUAGCAGACAGGUUUGUGUGCACGUUUGUAUUCACGAGCCAUCUCAAAGCCGCUGUGGGUUUGGUAUUUGUGUCGUUCCGCAGCAAAAAAAACCCCCAAAGAGGAUGUACGGUCGCGUGUGUCUGGGAGAACAGUUUUUGAAAAUCACAAAACUGUAUGUAAACCUGCGCGCCGAGGUACAACAAAGGUCCGAUGGUCCACAGCUCCUUCAGAAGUUGCUAAAUACGUGUUGUAUAUUAUGUGUUGUACAUUAUUUCAGCCCCGCUUCCAGAUGUUGUAUGAUAUGCAUAUGUACGUGUACAUCUGUUUAUACAAGAAGCUGCAUACAUCGACAGGCAUACUUCUGUCUGCUCUGUAAUGCAUAUUUAUAGAUAUAAAAAUCCAUUUUGUUUUAACCCUUAGUGAAAGUAUGAUGUUUUAUGGUCUCUGCACAUUUUUAGUCUUUAGGCCAAUUCUUAUUCACUACUAUUCAAGUUGGCAGGACAGGAGGCAAGGGAUCCCACAAGUGCCAUUUCCCAGCAUCCUCCACUGAACUACAAUUAAAACCGCUGUAUUCUGGCAUUUGUCAGUAGCGUCCGUGAUUGUAGUCCAUGUAAGAUUAAGAAAGUUCCUUUUGUAGAAUUAAAUACCCAGAGGCACUCUCAAGAAGCGACAUUCCUGACACAUUUUACCCCACGGGAGCUAACCAAGUUUAAAUCUAAAUAACACACCACUGCUGCUGCAAAAACUUUGUUUCUGAGCCACAAGGAUCGUCUUUGAACAGAAGAAAUCGUAAACAUAAGGCCAAAUGUAGAAAUGAAAAGCAAACCACAGCCAUUGAAUAUGUCAGGUCUUACAUGUAUGUAUGUUGAUAUUACAAUGUGAAGCAAACUACACAAUAAAUUCAAUGAUUUCCUUACAUGUGAUAAUUAACUUGUACUAAAUAAAGCAAGUCACACUGAAAUAGCACGCCAGUUAUAUAA